Lathyrus oleraceus (garden pea) is the source of this 777-nucleotide messenger RNA. RefSeq names its product eukaryotic translation initiation factor 1A. Gene Ontology annotation, biological process: translational initiation. The record is from RefSeq and is a predicted model, not a curated record. Gene Ontology annotation, molecular function: translation initiation factor activity; RNA binding. The transcript has a single exon. Lineage: Eukaryota; Viridiplantae; Streptophyta; Magnoliopsida; Fabales; Fabaceae. Bases 135 to 572 code for a protein of 145 amino acids.
UUAUAGAUUACCCUAUAGCUUGGUUCACACAAAUAAGAAUAAGAACGAAGUUGCGAAACUAGGGUUUCCUUCUCCACACACACCAAAUCGAAUUCCAUCCAGAGACCAAAACCAGUCGAAUUUGAAGCGCAAUCAUGCCGAAGAACAAGGGAAAGGGAGGAAAGAAUCGAAAGAGGGGUAAGAACGAAGCCGACGAUGAGAAACGCGAGCUUGUUUUCAAAGAAGAUGGCCAAGAAUACGCUCAAGUUCUCCGCAUGUUAGGUAACGGUAGAUGCGAAGCUAUGUGCAUCGACGGUACAAAGCGUCUCUGUCACAUCCGUGGGAAGAUGCACAAAAAGGUCUGGAUUGCCGCCGGCGAUAUCAUACUCGUUGGUCUCCGUGAUUAUCAGGAUGAUAAGGCUGAUGUUAUUCUCAAAUACAUGCCGGAUGAGGCUCGUCUUCUUAAGGCAUAUGGUGAGCUUCCUGAUAAUACUAGGCUUAAUGAAGGUAUUGGUGCUGGUCUUGAUGAGGAAGAUGAUGGUGAUGCUAAUGAUUAUAUCGAGUUUGAGGAUGAGGAUAUUGAUAAAAUUUGAAAAAAAAAGUUUUUUUUUGUUUGUUUGAAGUUAAAAAGUUGAAUUCUAAUUAUUAUUACUAUCGUUAUAUGUGAUGAUGAUGAACAUGAUGAUAUGUAAUGUUUGGGGUUUUAUGCUGUACUCUAUUAUGGGAUAUCACAGUGAUGUUGAUAUCGUGAAUUGAAUUUCAAUGCACAAGAAUAAUUAAUAGCUUGGUAUUAGCUUA